UAUUCGUGAUUUUCACUAUAUUUACAGAUUAAAGGAGUACCAUUGGAAAAUAAAUUGACUUACUGCUGUUUAGCUCCCUCUCCAACCCUCUAGCCACGCGGGCAUUAUGAAAACGAUAAAACUGCUUAUAUCAGCAAUGCUAUGUCAUCACGAGAUAAGCAACUGACCAGAACGUAAAUUGUACUAAACAUUAUGCAGACUUUUUACUUCCCCCUUCCUGCAUUACCAAGUGAAAUCUAAAAGCAUGCAGAAGCAAAAACCUAUUUUUAAGAAAUUAAUAAGUAUAUCAACACGUGUGUGAAUGAGAUGGAUAUGGCUGAAAAUACAGUUUUAGGUUUUCAGUUUGAACCAACGAGAGAGAACUCUGUUCAAGUACUACCGUAUGACGAGUGGGAAACGGAAUCGGGUGAAGUCACUGACAGAACAAAAUUAAUUGUCUCAGAGUGGUGCAAAUGUGGUGUUUGCAUCAAAAUGACUACUUCUAAGGAAUGUAAAUGCUGUAAAGAAAUGGAUAUAACCGAGUUAUCGGAAUUAUGCGAUAAACGGUGUAUAACGGAGCUCGAUCAUUUUUUUCCUAUCGUCCUAAUGAAAGGAAAUCUUUGGACGGAAUUAGUUGGAAUGCACGACAGGGAAAAUUCUGGCCUUCCUUCUUCGUGAGACGAUGUACCCGCAAAGUAAGCAUACUUUCACCUUUGCUUUCUCCUUUGGUUGCAAUUCAGUAAAUAUAUUUUAUUUUUAAACAAGACAUAUCGUUUCGCUGUAUACCGCCAAUUUACAUGGUGGGUACAUAACCGUCUUGGCAGAUCCGUGCGACGUGUAAUUCUGGCCUGUGUUGUCAAGCGAAUAAGAGAAGAAUUUCCUACUCUAGACGGUAGUUACACCGGAUACAAAGACGGAGAUUACGUAGAUGAAAUGAAUUUCACAUGGGUGCACGAAGUUGAUAGCGACGGCGAAUAGGAAUAUUUACAAAUAAACUACUACAUGCUUAUUACUUUGCCUAAGUAUAUAACAAAUGUGUACAACAUAACUAUAUUUACAUUCGCGAAUACUUUAAGGAGCGUUCUAUAAUUUCAUUUCUAUCAGGUCGUUCUGUUGGUACUAUGAAUUCCUUUCUUUUUCUACUUUCCCUCACCAUUUUAUCCUCUACAUCUUUGUCCACAGCUCGAUAAUAUGAUGCGAUAGCAAUAUUCCGUAAAAACUCAUAAGAUUUGUCCUUUUUUACUUUUACUGCGACAAAUCUUUUCGAGUAGCGUGGAAAAGAAAUUUUAUACCGAGGGACGUAUUGACCUUGUUUAGUUUUCUUCUUGGCCUAAAAAUAAAAAGAGGUAUUAUUAAUUUUUUGCAGAACUAAGCAGAAAAACAUAAACAGAAAUGAAAG
This is a messenger RNA of Hydractinia symbiolongicarpus, 1378 nucleotides long. RefSeq lists its product as uncharacterized. Bases 307 to 657 code for a protein of 116 amino acids. The record is from RefSeq and is a predicted model, not a curated record. NCBI's taxonomy places the organism in Eukaryota, Metazoa, Cnidaria, Hydrozoa, Anthoathecata, Hydractiniidae. The transcript is spliced from 2 exons.